Messenger RNA from Sus scrofa (pig), 1731 nucleotides. NCBI's taxonomy places the organism in Eukaryota, Metazoa, Chordata, Mammalia, Artiodactyla, Suidae. The record is from RefSeq and is a predicted model, not a curated record.
GGUUACUCCAUUUUGCUCCCAUUUUGGCUGAAAUGCCCUCCUGCACCUCCCUCCUCUUCCCCUUGUCUCCCAGUAACAAUCUGUCUCACAUGAGCCAACGGAGAAGGAUGUGCGCCCUGACCUGACCCGUGCGAGAGGACAGGUGCAUCCCUGCGUUAGGAAUAAACAGGGGAGGGUCCUUUGUUCGGCGCACGCCCUUCUGCAGAAGUGAAGAGCCUUGUCGAGGUCUCCCCGUUCGUGUGUCUCAUUUUUGACACUGACCAUGGGAGCCACUCCCCAACAUGGCAGCCGUGAAAAUAGCUUGGAAUAAGGAGAACGAAAACAGAGAGAUGAGUUACAAGACUGAAAGGUGAGGUAAUGUGGCCCAGAGAGGAGGCAAUGCACAAGCAGCCCUAUAAACCUGAAGGCUGCUUCCUCUGUCCCACCCCUUCCGCCGCGGGGGAGGGGGGCCCAUUCCAAGAGGCUCCCCAGGCUGACGCCGGACCACACAGGAGAGCAGGCAGGAGGGCAAGGCAGGCGGAGGCUGGGGAGGGUAGGCAAAAUUAUGGAGCCUGGAGCUACACAGGUCAUGGUGUGUGUCACUUUUAAAGGAUCAAGUCAAACACCUUUGAAAAAUUCUGUGUAAGCUGGAAGCUCUUGUAUUGAAUUUCAAUGUGAUUUUUUUCUUCUGAGCCUUUGAUGGAGAUUAAAAAUUUCCAUAUGAAUACAAGAAUGAAACAACACUUCUUCUAUGCUUUUUUUCUCCCCUUUUAAUGUGACAAACCAGUGUGGGCAGCAAAUGUUCCUUGGCCCCCUCUGGUGGAAAACAAGGCCGUCCCCUUUGAACAUGACAGAGCACAGACAGCUGGGGGACUUCAGAGCCAUGGCCGUUCAUCUUGCAGCCCAACAGAACGGUCGCCGCAAGAGGCGAGCCAGCAAGUCUUGGCUCGCGGCGCCUUCGGCAGAAGCCCUUGAGGAGAUGAGCAACCACCUGAGGACAGUACCUGCAGCAGUCCUGCCAGGUGCCACCUGCCUCUGCUCGUGCCGGGCGAUCAGGCCACCGCAAAAUGGAGGGCGAAAGUACCCUUCCUGCUCCCUACCCGCAGAAGAAGUAGCUCAAAGCUCUGCCAAGAAGGACAGGCCGCAGGCAACCACUGCGAACAUCCUGACCUCGGGGCUAAGGAUCAGCAGCUGGACCCAAUAUCCUGGGCCUCGGCAGCCUCACUGUGUCCCUUCCCUCUCACACGCAGCCUUACCAGAGACACCCGCCUCGUCUCACGAGACGAUGGCUCCUAGAAAUAAGAAAUUACCACGGAGACCAGCAGCUGUGACUCCUAGCUACAAACAACUCCGUCAAAUGAAAAAAACAAAGGCCACACACAAUGGCACAUGGAAAUUCUGAGGCUAGGCGUCAAGUUAGAACGACGGCUGCCAGCCUACACCACAACCACAGCAACACGGGAUCCGAGCCUCGUCUGUGACCUACACCACAGCUCAUGGCAAUGCCAGAUCCUUAACCCACUGAAUGAGGCCAGGGAUCGAACUCGAAUCCUCAUGGAUCCCAGUCAGACUCAUCACUGCUGAGCCACGACAGGAACUCCGCAUUACGGGCAAUAUUUUUAAAAUAGUUUUUGAAUCUCUCAAGGCUCACAUUCAUAGGCCCAUCUUGCUUUACUUCCUGCGGCAUCACUCUCUUGAUCCUACUUCUGAGACUUGUUUCCCCUAAAAUAUUUUGUUUUCAGGAUUUUUCUU